Toxorhynchites rutilus septentrionalis is the source of this 2160-nucleotide messenger RNA. Its product is annotated as proton-coupled amino acid transporter-like protein pathetic. Gene Ontology annotation, biological process: amino acid transmembrane transport. The transcript is spliced from 9 exons. NCBI's taxonomy places the organism in Eukaryota, Metazoa, Arthropoda, Insecta, Diptera, Culicidae. Gene Ontology annotation, cellular component: vacuolar membrane. Bases 446 to 1828 code for a protein of 460 amino acids. The record is from RefSeq and is a predicted model, not a curated record. Gene Ontology annotation, molecular function: amino acid transmembrane transporter activity.
UUGUUGGGAGACAUGCUUCCUAGCGUUGAAACGGUAGCCCCACAAGGUUCGCUACGAUCAGUUGUCUUCCACCAGAGGACUACGUUAGACGUGUUUUCCCGUCGCUCCGCGAAAAUCGGAAAAUCAUGUGCCGGAGCAAAUUUUAAGUGGCUUUCCAUUUGGAUCAUUGGUGCAUUGAACUGUGAUAUGUCGAUAGAUCUUCAUUGGUGAAACAUUGGUGCAAUCAAUGUCACUGCAUUUCGAGCUGUGAUUUCAAGAGCAAAAUUGGAAUAAAAUUGAAUUUGUUGUGAUUGAUGGCAAAGUGAGAGAGAAAAAAGAAAUUUAAACAGCAAAGUGCAUCGAAAACGUAAAUAAUUUAUUACAAGCCUUAACGAAUACAAGUACAUAUACAAAAUAGCAAAAGCUGCCAUUCGACGAUCCGGCGAACAACCAAGUAGUUCACAAAAUGACUGAGGAAAAGGCGAAAUCGAGCCCCGAAACAACGGCUACCCAAUUUGUAGCGAGUGAUUUUAAUUCCACCACAAAACUCGCCGAUGAUGACGAUUACAAUCCAUUCGAGCAUCGGCAGCUCGAAAAGCCAAACAGCACAAGUGGCUCUCUCAUACAUCUACUGAAAAGUUCCCUGGGUACCGGUAUUCUGGCCAUGCCCGUGGCCUUCAAAAAUGCCGGUCUUCUGUUCGGCGCCUUAGGUACCGUGAUAAUUGGCCUAAUCUGUACACAUUGUGUACAUAUUCUGGUCAAAACCUCACAUAUGGUGUGCCAAAGGACGCGGAUACCGGUGCUGGGCUUCGCCGAAACCGCCGAACGUGUCUUCGAGUACGGACCGGUCAAACUGCGGGGCAUGGCCAAAUUCUCGAAACUUUUCGUUGACUAUGGUCUGAUGGCGACGUACUUUAGCGCUGGCUGCGUGUAUAUCGUCUUCAUCGGGAGCUCGCUGGGGAAGGUGAUAAACGAUGCCGCCGAGCUUGACUGGAGCGUCCGCAUCUACAUCCUGUUCACCAUGAUUCCAAUACUGGCCAUCGGUCAGAUUCGGGAGCUGAAAUUCCUCGUUCCAUUCUCGGCGCUGGCCAAUUUGUUCAUCGUCGUAACCUUCGGCAUCACGCUGUACUACAUUUUCAAAGAUCCCCUGCAGUUCGACGAUAAACCUAGCUUCGCAUCGUUCGCAACGCUGCCUCUGUUCUUCAGUACCGUUAUUUUUGCAAUGGAAGGUAUCGGUGUCGUCAUGCCUGUGGAAAACUCGAUGGCUAAGCCACAGCAGUUUCUCGGAUGCCCGGGAGUCCUGAACACCGCUAUGGGAACAGUCAUCACUUUGUACGCCGUUAUUGGAUUCUUCGGUUAUGUGCGAUAUGGAGAGGAGUCUGCCGGAAGUGUUACAUUGAAUCUGCCAGUCGAAGAUGCUCUAGCCAAAGCCGCUCAACUGCUAAUCGCCGCAGCCAUCCUCUUCACUUUCGGUCUUCAGUUCUAUGUCCCAAUGGACAUUCUGUGGAAGAAGAUCCACGAUAAAAUCCCAAAGGACAAGCAUAACAUUUCCCAGAUAGCCAUUCGCACUGGAAUCAUGAUUCUGAUGGGCUGCGUUGCGCUCGCUGUGCCCGAUCUAGAACCAUUUAUCGGGCUGGUGGGUGCCAUUUUCUUCUCCAGUCUGGGCUUGCUGGUGCCUUGCGUGGUGGAAACCGUCUUCUUGUGGCCCAACGAGCUCGGAACCUUCAAGUGGGUGCUGAUCAAGAACGUCAUCUUCGGAGCAUUUUCGAUUUUCGCCUUGAUCGCGGGAUCGUACGUCAGCAUUGAGGAAAUUAUAAAGCUGUACACCGGAGAAGAACAUACCGAGUAAAGAGAAGUAGAAGUUUAUUCCUCGACAGGUGAAAAAAAAAGUUCAACUUUAACAUGCCAUCUUACAUUAAGAUAGUCUCGACGGAAUGGAAAAACAUUCUCGUAGAAGAUUUAAGCUGUGCGUUUUUUUUUUGUUCGAAAGGUAACGAAUGAUUUCAUUAAAUGUAUGCAGGGACUUACAGUGAUCUAGGAGCGCUGAGAUGGCGUUCUCCGCAGUAUUUUUAACUCUACAUUCUAGUGGAAUAUAGCAUUUGUUGCACAUGUGUUAGAUUACACAAUAAGUUUUAAAUGUAGAUAGGUGAGAAAAUAUAUUUCAACAUAUUAACGAUUGAU